This is a messenger RNA of Pseudomassariella vexata, 5513 nucleotides long. Its product is annotated as succinate flavo protein subunit. The coding region runs from base 352 to 5049 and encodes 1565 amino acids. Gene Ontology annotation, biological process: electron transport chain; tricarboxylic acid cycle. Gene Ontology annotation, molecular function: phosphatidylinositol binding; oxidoreductase activity, acting on the CH-CH group of donors; flavin adenine dinucleotide binding. The transcript is spliced from 10 exons. The record is from RefSeq and is a predicted model, not a curated record. NCBI's taxonomy places the organism in Eukaryota, Fungi, Ascomycota, Sordariomycetes, Amphisphaeriales, Pseudomassariaceae.
GAAGUGUAUUACUGCGCCUCUUCCUUCUGACAGUACACUUCGCCGGUCCACAAUAGACCUCAUCAUUUUAUUUGUAUUUUACGUGUGAAAUUGAGAGUGACAAAGCUUUGAACUGCCCUGCUACACUGCCACCCUGCUGCCCUGAUCGACGAGACGUUUUUGCGCAAUAGUACUUGGUACCCCGCCAUCGGGAUAGCAUGAGCACCUAGGCCCUUCCUUUACCUAAAAUCAAUAAGGUUGCCGCGAAGCAUUAUUCAGUCCAGAAGCCGCUUUUGACAUAUCGCGCUCCUUCAAGCCGUAUUUAAUCAGCGCCCGGAAUACAGCGUGCCCACGAGCGCGAGCAUUGCGAAUAUGGCCUCAACUGAUGGUGGGCCUGCUUCGGCCCAGCCAGCGCAAGAUGCUCCAGUCGUUGGGAUGCCCUCGAGAACCAAGAGCAACCAGUCGAUACCACCUCCGGGCCAGACGCUCACAGGAAAGCAAGAACACUACCUAAAACGUGAACUCGUUUCUGAACAAGUCAAUUGGGAGAUCUCGGAGCUGAACUCGCCCACCGCACUGCAAAGAUUCGGCGCGCCUUUCAAGUCUGACUUCGGCGAGGUUUCGCCGCUUAACUCAGAGCUUCCCAUACUCCGGUAUAUAUUCGUCCACCACAUUCGCGAGUUUCCCUUCCUCGACAAGGCUAAGGAGAAGGAGUUCUGGCAGGACAAGCUGCAAGCGUUCCUUGAGUCGUUUGCGAGCAAAAGUAUUUCUACCUCAGAAGAUCGAUUGGAAGAGACAAAGCGGCGGAAAUUGGCAAUAAAAUGUCGGAAGUUGGUGGAGCUGAUGAUGGUAUCUGGCGUGCCGACGGCCUCGGGCUUCGAAGAGCGAAUACGAUUCGCUGAGAUGGAGAUUGUCGACCGGGAUGCCAUCAACACUGGCAUGCUACACACGUUGCCUGAGGGCAACUUUGUCAACGGUUGGGACGUCAAUGUUGCCGGAGUCCGCCUUAUAUCGGAAAAGAAAAACAUCAGGACACACAAGCAUGCGGAGUUCAUAUUGCGCGUCAAGAGAAAAGGAGAUUUAGAACAUUUCAUUGGCAGACGUUAUGGCGACUUCAGCCGCCUCCACAGGAAACUACGGGUUGAGCUGCCCGGUAAAGUUCUUCCUCCAUUGCCCAGGAAGAACAAGUCGGACACGGCAGCUCAGGGUCUGCUGUCGGGCAUCAACGGCGGUGGCAACGAUUCUGAUGCUAGCAGCAUCUCAUCCGUGUCAACUGUGCCCCCUGGCGAAUCCAAUGGUGGCUUCAGAGAAUCCAUGAAGAACCUGACCGUACGAGACCAUCGCCGCAACGUAUCGACAUCCUCCCGCUCGUCACGUCGCCCAAGUAUUGAUGGGAGGAACCAGAGCCCCCUACCGAGUCCAAAAUUCGACAAUACCACCAUUUUGUGGCGAGAGAACCAGAGGAUAUCACUGAGAGCGUUUCUUCGCUCGCUGUUGCAGAACGCUCAAAUCUCCCAGACAAAGACCAUGCGGGAAUUUCUCACACACGGUCCAAUGACACCGGCGGACAGUGAUGUCGAGGACAUUCACCGCCGAAAGGCUGUCGAUGAGAGACGAAUGGAGGAGCAAAAGCAGUUUUACGAAAUCGCCAGAAAACGAGCUGCCGAGCUAGACGUCUACAUGGAGCAGUUUCGUCAGGAUAUUGUCGAACGCAAUGGCCUCACAAUGCUGUUCCAGGAAAUCAAAGACAAGGAAACCAUCCAGGAUUUGAGCAUGCAGUAUCAGAAAUUCGCCGAGUGGAUGCGGAUUGAGGUUGCUGCAACAGUUUAUCAUCUAUUCCUUGCUGAGGACAACUCGCCGGAACUGUUUGCCCAGAUGAAGAGGAUUCAUUCCUUGAUACCCUAUACCCUCAUGAAGAAUGCCAUUCGAAUCGCAAACCCAGCUGCUGUCAUGUCUAGUGUUCUCGACCUCUUCCUGGCACAACCUUUUGGCACUAGAUCUCUCAUGCAGCGAAUCUUCUCGGCAACGCUGAAUGACGGUAUCCGCACCUUCCAGAAGAAUAUCGAUGCGGUAGCCGCUAAGAUCGGCGACGCCGUCUUCGUAGAGAAACUGAAAAAGUUCACCGAUGCCGAGGAGCAAGUCAAGGUCGCCAUCCGAGAGGAAGCCGAAGCCGAUGAUGUGGAUAUCAUCGUGGCCAUACUCCGAUCUGAGCUGCUCGAAUCAUCACUCAACUCAGAGCAAAUCGGUCGACUGUACAAUGCAUACGUUGCCUUCAACAAUGCGGUCGAAAAUGUAGACGACGAGCUCAAGCAGGGUGCCCAGCUUUUCUCUUACCUCAAGCAGCUCUUGAAGCUGUAUACCAGGCAGCGCGACAAGGAGAUGAUGUUGCACAUGAUUGAAGAACCGGUCACACUGCAACUGCUUCGGGAUUUGUUUACCAUUUUCUACGAGCCGCUGGUCCGCGUCUACAAAUCGGCAAACGUAUACAACAGCAUUACAGAUUUCUCUGUCUUUAUGGGUGAUAUGAUACAGGUUGUGGAGAAGUGCCGAGAUGAAGACGCAUCCGCCGAUCCUAACCAAACCGUCCAAGCAUUCAUCGACCUUUGUCAGCGUCACGAGCACAAUUUUUACAAGUUUGUACAUGAAGUGCACACGCACGAUAAUGGACUGUUCACGCAGCUCAUGGGCUGGAUCGAAGGCAUACUAGAGUUCUUACGGAAAGGACCAGCGGGCGGAGCCCUCGACAUCAAUGCACUUUUCGAAGGGGCGGUGUCCAGCGGCAAGCUAGACAAAAAUGAAGCGAUAGCCGAGAUCAACCAGCUCAUCGCCUGGCAAGAAGCGCGCAAAAAGUGGCACCACGACAAGACGCGGCAGAAGAUGGCGGCCGAGGGGCAUGCGGGCGUGGAUUCGUCCAUUCCCGGGGUCGCAAGCCUGCACGCGAGCGACUUCGGCCUCAACGACAUGGAUAUGGAGAACAUGGCAUACGACGAGGAGUCGGACGACGAGGCCGAGGAGGAGAUUCAGGAUGAGCUCGAUCCCAUUGAAGCUGAAAGGCGAAGGAGGGCAAAGAGGCAGGAUCGACUGAGGCGCAGCGCGGGCGAGCCGGUAAAGCCGACAGUGGGUGAGGUGCACAAGUUAAAGGAUAACUUCUUGCAGAUGUUGAGGCAGUUCUUUCGAGCGACAAGAUGCCAGGCCAGAAACUUCUCUUCGACGCGCCCUGUCUCUCGCAUUAUCGCCAACAGGCCCCUGCGAGCGAAGGAGGCUUCGGCUCAUGUGAGCAGCAAAUAUCCCGUUAUUGACCAUGAGUAUGAUGCUAUCGUCGUUGGUGCUGGCGGCGCCGGUCUCCGAGCCGCCUUUGGUCUGGCCGAAGCUGGUUUCAACACGGCCUGCAUAUCGAAGCUUUUCCCCACCCGAAGUCACACAGUUGCCGCCCAAGGAGGCAUCAAUGCUGCGCUAGGAAACAUGCACGAGGACGACUGGCGGUGGCACAUGUACGAUACCGUCAAGGGCUCCGACUGGCUGGGCGACCAAGAUGCUAUCCAUUAUAUGACCCGCGAGGCUCCUGCCUCUAUUAUUGAGCUGGAGAACUACGGUUGCCCCUUCUCGAGAACAGAGGAUGGCAAGAUUUAUCAACGUGCCUUCGGCGGGCAGUCACAGAAGUACGGAAAGGGUGGUCAAGCAUACCGGUGCUGUGCUGCCGCUGAUCGAACGGGCCACGCACUUCUACACACUCUUUACGGCCAGUCGCUCCGACACAGCACCAACUAUUUCAUCGAGUUCUUCGCCCUAGACUUGAUUAUGGAAGAUGGGGAAUGCCGAGGUGUCUUAGCAUACAAUCAGGAAGAUGGCACUUUACAUCGAUUCCUCGCGAACAAUACUGUCUUGGCGACGGGUGGUUACGGUCGCGCCUACUUUAGCUGCACAUCGGCACACACUUGCACUGGCGAUGGUAUGGCGAUGGUAGCCCGCGCUGGUCUUCCCAACCAGGAUCUCGAAUUCGUCCAGUUCCACCCCACUGGUAUCUACGGAGCCGGAUGCUUGAUCACGGAAGGAUCCCGCGGUGAAGGUGGCUACCUGCUAAACUCGGAAGGUGAGAGAUUUAUGGAGCGUUACGCACCAACUGCCAAGGAUCUUGCUUCUCGCGACGUUGUAUCCCGAUCCAUGACGAUGGAAAUUCGGGAAGGACGUGGUGUUGGUGCUGAUAAGGACCACGUCUACCUGCAACUGAGCCAUCUGCCCGCCGAGAUUCUCCACGAGCGUCUUCCGGGUAUCUCUGAAACGGCUGCCAUCUUCGCUGGUGUCGAUGUCCGAAAGCAACCCAUUCCUGUGCUGCCCACUGUUCACUACAAUAUGGGUGGUAUCCCCACGAGAUAUACUGGUGAAGUCCUCACUGUCGAUGACGCCGGCAAUGACAAGGUUGUUCCCGGUUUGUUCGCCUGCGGAGAGGCUGCCUGUGUCUCUGUGCAUGGGGCCAACCGACUUGGUGCUAACUCCCUGUUGGAUCUGGUCGUGUUUGGCCGCGCCGUUUCCCACACCAUCCGUGAUAACUUCACGCCGGGCGCUGCGCACAAGCCCCUCAGUGCUGAUGCGGGCGCCGAGUCGAUCGAGGUUCUGGACCAGGUCCGUAACUCGAGCGGCCCCAAGAGCACGGCCGAGGUUAGACUUGCUAUGCAAAAGACGAUGCAGACUGAUGUCAGCGUCUUCCGAAUGCAAGAGAGUCUGGACGAAGGUGUCAAGAAGAUCCACGAUGUCGACCAAUUGUUCCCCCAGGUUGGUAUCAAAGACCGUAGCAUGAUCUGGAACUCAGAUCUUGUCGAAACACUCGAGUUGAGGAACUUGCUUACUUGCGCUACCCAAACAACCAUUGCUGCUGCAAAUCGAAAGGAGUCCCGCGGCGCCCAUGCCCGCGAAGACUACCCAGACCGUGACGACGUGAACUGGAUGAAGCACACUCUGACGUUUCAGAAGAAGCCCCAGGGUCCGGUCGAAUUAGGGUAUCGGCGUGUCAUUGGUACCACCUUGGAUGAGGCUGAAUGCAAAGCCGUCCCGCCGUUCAAGCGUACAUACUGAGUGAAACAAUCAAUUACUGGGUGUUCGAGUCGAGUUGAGAUAUCCUGAGUAUAGUAAUGCCAAGUAUGUGGCAGUGGGUGAUACGAAACGCUAUAUUGAGUGGCAAUAAUAUCCUCCCAUUCAUGGGGGGCUGUCAGUAACAAAUUUAAGGCGGGGAGGGGCUGAUCCAUUUUCCAGUUGGAGCUGCUGGACUGGAACCUCGGAUUGUGUAUCUUAGGCGUGCUUUUAGGCGAUUCAUGUAUACAGGGAGAAAUGCAUUUGAGGUUAUGAUUUUUAGGAUGUUGGCUGCAAUCGAAACAACGCUGUCGACUCGGAUACAAAACAAAAGCUACAAUGUAAGAGGGAGAAAAAGAGAAGAAGAGAAAAAGAAUAGACAAGGGUGUUGCGAACUAGUGAACACGAAUGAGAGAACCCUCACUGUCUGGGACUGGCCCACGCUCAAUUGUAUUCGAAAUUUCAUGCGG